Penicillium argentinense is the source of this 387-nucleotide messenger RNA. RefSeq names its product DNA-directed RNA polymerase III core subunit RPC11. NCBI's taxonomy places the organism in Eukaryota, Fungi, Ascomycota, Eurotiomycetes, Eurotiales, Aspergillaceae. Bases 1 to 387 code for a protein of 128 amino acids. Gene Ontology annotation, biological process: termination of RNA polymerase III transcription; DNA-templated transcription. The record is from RefSeq and is a predicted model, not a curated record. The transcript has 4 exons. Gene Ontology annotation, molecular function: DNA-directed RNA polymerase activity; nucleic acid binding; zinc ion binding. Gene Ontology annotation, cellular component: RNA polymerase III complex.
AUGCCGCUCAGAUUCCAUCGCAAGCUGACAGCCUCAUUUCUAGUCUGCCCAAAUUGCAGCAACGCGCUGACCGUCUCUCGCGCGGAGCCCACCACCCAGCACCCGAUGGGGAUCAACCGCUUCGAGUGCCGUACCUGUCCCUACGAGCAGCCGAUCGUGCGCCAGACCAUCUUCGAGACGACCGAGAUGAAGCAGAAGGAGGUGGAGGACGUUUUUGGCGGCAAGGAGGAAUUUGCUAAUGCCGACAGUGUUGCCACGCAAUGCCCUGCGGAGAACUGCAACGGGGACCGUGCAUACUUCUUCCAGCUGCAGAUCCGCAGUGCAGACGAGCCGAUGACUACGUUCUUGAAGUGCUGCGACUGUGGUGCCCGGUGGAGAGAGAACUGA